Lachancea lanzarotensis is the source of this 963-nucleotide messenger RNA. RefSeq names its product LALA0S02e10550g1_1 (gene IZH1). The record is from RefSeq and is a predicted model, not a curated record. Gene Ontology annotation, molecular function: signaling receptor activity. Gene Ontology annotation, cellular component: membrane. Lineage: Eukaryota; Fungi; Ascomycota; Saccharomycetes; Saccharomycetales; Saccharomycetaceae. The coding region runs from base 1 to 963 and encodes 320 amino acids. The transcript has a single exon.
AUGAGUGCUACUUGCACGGUCAGACAGAGGCGAAGUCCGCCCGGGAAAGUUAGAAACGGGGACGGAGUGAAAAUUGCAUGUAAAGCCAGAAACCACGGGCUUUGCAGCUACGAAGAACUACCCGAAUGGCAACGUGACAAUGACAAAAUACUCCGGGGCUAUGUGCGCGAAACCCGGUCUCUUAUGAAAUGUGUGAAAUCGCUAUUUUACUUCCACAACGAGUCCGUGAACAUUUACACCCAUUUGAUUCCUGGCGGAACAUACCUAGCGCUUCUAAUCUUCUUUACGGAUUUUGUCCUAAUUCCUCAGUUCCCAUCAACGUCGAUGUCCGAUUACAUCAUGAUCAACUUUUUCCUUCUGGGAGCCUUUUUAUGUCUAAUGUGCAGUAGUUGCUUCCACUGCAUGAAGCAGCACUCCGAGGCACACAGCGACGCCUGGAGUAAAGUAGACUACAUGGGCAUCAUUGUGCUGAUUUCCUGUUCGAUGGUAUCGCUGCUGUACUAUGGAUUCCACGAUUAUUUAUUCCAUUUCAAGCUCUUCACUAUCGUUGUGGUUGUCUUGGGAUCAGUGUGUGCGGCGUUUGUGUUGAACGAUCGUUUUAACGCCAAAAAUUGGCGUGCUUUCCGGGCCGCGUUUUUCGUGCUGUUCGGAUUCAGUGGUGUUGUGCCGAUCGUAACUGGUCUCGUCAAAUUUGGAAUUGAAGAAUCCUGCAAGCGAGUUCAGCUCCGUUUCGUGCUAUGGGAAGCACUUUUCUACAUUGUGGGUGCUGUGGUCUACGGACUGCGGCUACCUGAAGCACUUUUGCCGGGCAAAUUCGAUUUUGUUGGCCACAGUCACCAGCUAUUCCAUGUGCUAGUAGUGUGUGGCUCUAUAUGCCAUUUCAGAGCGCUGAUUGGGUCCUAUUUUUUCCUGCACACUGGUCUCAGCACUUCGAAUCUUCUCAAUUUGAAAGUUCUCGCAUGA